AACUUCAUCGACUGGGUCACGUACGUGGGCCUGAUCGGCUCACUCGUGAGUCACUUUGUGGACAUCGGCAUACAGUCCCUUCCCGAUAACAGCGAACAGGCUCUUGUCACGGCUCGCUGGCACGCUCGUAUCGUCUCCAUAACACUACUUCUGGUCUGGCUACGUAUCCUGAAAUCCGUCCGGGCCUACAUCGAGUUAGGUCCCUUUAUUGUGAUUUUGAACAACCUCGUCUACGUUGUUGGUCAAUUCAUCUUCCUCUACCUCGUGUUCUUCAUACCAUACAGUAAGUUCUUAUAG
Dibothriocephalus latus is the source of this 297-nucleotide messenger RNA. Lineage: Eukaryota; Metazoa; Platyhelminthes; Cestoda; Diphyllobothriidea; Diphyllobothriidae. The record is from the annotation of a GenBank genome assembly.